Linum trigynum is the source of this 2501-nucleotide messenger RNA. Lineage: Eukaryota; Viridiplantae; Streptophyta; Magnoliopsida; Malpighiales; Linaceae. The record is from the annotation of a GenBank genome assembly.
AACAUCCUGGCCCGAACUAUACACCAAAAUAAACAAUUUGGCCAAACCCGAUGUUUGACCGUUCACUUGGACGGUCAAACGCGUUGACUAACGGUCAACGCCCACGUCACUGCCAAGUCAGAAGAUCUGAUAAAGAUUUAAUUUUUUUUGUUUUUUAUUUUUGGUUUAACUAUGGUAUUAGAUGAUUUUUUUUAAUUUAUAAUAAUUUAAAAUUAGGGAAUGUGUGGAAAUUGUGAAUUAUUUUAAAUAUUUUAUGCUAACUUGGCAGUGACAUGGUGCAUUGACUAACGGUCAACGCGUUUGACCGUCCAAGUUAACGAUCAAAAGUCGGAUCUGGCCAAAUUGUUUAUUUUGGUGUAUAGUUCGGACCAGGAUGUUAUAGAUCGAAAAGAUUGGCCAGGAUGUUUAUUUUGGUCAAAGUUCAGGCCAUACGAAAAUAUUAACCCUUGUUUGUUUGAAUGAAUUUUCUUUUGGUUGGUUUCGUAUUGAGUAGACUAAAAGGUUUGGAAGUUUUUUUUUUUUAAGACAGAUGCUAAUGCAUCCUAAUUCGUAUUUAAUUAAACAACCAUGAGUUUUUGUCAACUUACACCAUGUGAGAGCAAAAAAUUGAAGUUUGGAUGGUCUACAUUCAUGCCUUUUACAAAAUUACAAGUACAAAAAUUGAUCACAAAGUUGCUCUCUAUAUACACAUGUGAAAUUUUUGACCUCCAAUCUUUAUUCAAAGUAGUUUGCUCAUUGCUGAGCUGGAAGCUUGCUUCAAUCAAAGUGUAAAAUCAAUUUGUGAGGUAAAAUUAAAGCCACAAUUUGGGCCGAACUUGAUGUCAAGGUUAAGCCUCCAUUGGGCCACAUACCGAAUGGGUUUGGAUCAUACUCGUUAGACAAGCCCAAGCCUUUUCGGCUAGACUUCUUUUCCCCGUCUGAAACUGACAUUCCAGUAUUCCACAGCAAAAGAGGGGCAAAAUUGACCCUCCGAGAAACGAAUCGAGCAAUCGCCGAUCUUUACCACCCCCAUCGCCGUUGCCGCGGCGAUAAUCGGUAACGUCCAGACCUCGAGAGAGGCAGAGAAAGAAGAUUCCGAGUUCCGACUGCUUCGCUGGAUCCCGGCAACGCAUUGUUGGUCGAGCUACUGCUACUUGUUCCUCUUCUAGGUAAGUUCUUUGAGGAAUUCAUCUCCCAGUUUCCUGCCGUGUUUUCUUUUUUGUUCAAUGAAUGAAGUGCUCGCACUCAGCAGUUUUGCAAGCUUAUCAACCAUUUUUUGUGCUCGCACAGUUGCACUAAUAUGGGUACAAGCUUGAUUUUGGGUAGGGUGAGCUGGAACGGGUGAAUGGCUUCAUCUAAAGAGAACGAGAUGGAACCGGUUGCUUCAUCUUCGGAUAAGAAUGUGUACAAGGAUCCAGAUGAUGGUCGACAGCGCUUUCUUCUCGAAUUGGAGUUCAUGCAAUGUCUUGCUAAUCCAACUUACAUCCAUUACUUAGCUCAGAACCGCUAUUUUGAAGAUGAGGCCUUCAUUGGCUACUUGAAAUACCUCCAGUAUUGGCAACGGCCAGAGUACAUUAAGUUCAUAAUGUAUCCUCACUGUUUAUAUUUUCUAGAACUUCUCCAAAAUGUAAACUUCCGCAAUGCAAUGGCACACCCAGGCAACAAGGAGUUGGCGCACAGGCAGCAAUUUUUCUAUUGGAAAAACUAUAGGAACAAUCGAUUGAGGCACAUAUUGCCAAGGCCCCUUCCUGAACCUGUUGCUGAGGCAACUCCUGCUGCUGCUCCCCCUCUGCCACCUCCACCUGCAGUCCCGAGUGGACUCCCUGCUCCACCAAUGGGAAUGCCACCAGCUCCUCCCCCUGCCUCCACGCAUUCCCCCAUGCCGUAUGGCAUGAACCCUGGGAGAAAUGACAUGAGGAAUGCGGGUAUGGAUCGAAGAAAGAGAAAGAAAGACGGUUAAUGUGAAUGGUCCACAUUAUCUCAUGAACGCAGCGAGAAAACCACGCUGCUGCUAGAUACAUGCCCAAAAAACGCAGCCAGUCAAGUAUUAUAUAUCUCGUUGUUCUGCAGCCCUUUCAUCUCGAGAAUGAACUGAAAUGCAUGAGGGAUAGUUCGCUGCCCAUAGGUUUGGUACUGUCUAUUUCUAGUUCAUGUUUUGAUGUUAUCUGGAAUGUAAUAAGACCUUCCCGAUCAAGCAUAUUUUUCCUUGAGCGAUGAAUUGAGAUCUUCCUGUUGCCAGCAGGCAGCAGGUUACUAUUUUGCUUUUGAGCUAUAGCUAUAUGUUGCCACUUUUUUUUUUUUUUUUUGUCAUUCAACCGAUCUCAAAAGAGAUGGAGAUAAGAUCCAAACAAAGUCAAUUACAAACUACGCAAUCAGGACACAUAGUCGAACCUCGACAAGAGCCGAGGCGACAAAUUCAGAGAUUUCUUGGCCACUAAAUGAGCCUCCCUGUUCUUCUGACGACCUAUGAAACGCAGAUCACAAGUACCCUCCAAACCCGCCAAUAAAGCUUUGAUAUCACG